AUGGCCGCGCCCGAAACAAGGGACCCUUUGGAUGCGCUGCAGGCCCUCUUCAACGAUGCCCUCAUUCAAACCGGGAAGGCCAUUCGCGCAUCCAGAAGGGACAGUCAAGGAAAUCUCCCUCUACCUCAGGGAAUGUCAACACCGAAGCUGCCUAGCACCGUCGACGCUUUCCACAAGAUCCUCGAUGAUCUAGAAUCCGAUAUUAUAAAUGCGAAGUCCGUCGUUCUGCGCGACCUCAACCAGCUCCAGGCCAAGCAGUCCACGGAUCAACAGCAGCAAGUGCAAUCUGCUCUCCCUAUCGAAUCGCAAACAAAAGAGCCGCUCUCUAUCGAUGUCGAGUCUUCGCCCCCGCCUUCUACAAUAGCCCAUACCAAACCCGCCCUCGCGCCGUUUCCUGUCAUGGACGCCGGUAACAUGACCAGUGGCGACGCCUCGCUCGAGAUUGAAGAAACCACUCUCUAUGUAGACAACUCUACAAAGAAAAACGGCGUCAAAGCAGAAGCUCUAGCCGCUCCGGAGGCGCCCAUGAUGACCGACUCCAACUUUACCGACAUGCAAUUCUCGCUUGCACCCGGCGAUGGCUCGCAAGGCCAAAACACGAAUGCUGCUGGCUCUUUUGAUAUACCAUCGUUUGCACCCGGCGAUGCAAUUCUCUCAGUUGACAACAUGCUGUCCGGCAGUGGCCAGCCCGCCAACAGCAACGGCAGCGACACGAAUGGCCCGACAACUGUCCCUGCGACUACCGAAACGAUUAAGACGGAGCCGGUCAAGGGCACCGGAGCCACAAAUGAGUCGAAUUUUGAAGAAUUCUUCACCAACGACGCCAGCCAAGCUGACGGAAUGGAUUUUGACUUCAGCCUAGGUGGCGGUGGUGGCAACGGCGGUGGUGGCAUGGGUGAGGACACGUUUGACGAUCUGAUGAAUGACCGCGACGGGAAUUUUGAGCUGAUGACCAAUGAAGAUUUCGACGCUGCCUUUUUUGGACUCGACAAUAAAGACGGCACAUCUUGA
Cordyceps fumosorosea ARSEF 2679 is the source of this 1011-nucleotide messenger RNA. RefSeq lists its product as hypothetical. The record is from RefSeq and is a predicted model, not a curated record. Lineage: Eukaryota; Fungi; Ascomycota; Sordariomycetes; Hypocreales; Cordycipitaceae. The transcript is spliced from 3 exons. Bases 1 to 1011 code for a protein of 336 amino acids.